Molecule: messenger RNA, 516 nt
Organism: Alternaria incomplexa
Lineage: Eukaryota; Fungi; Ascomycota; Dothideomycetes; Pleosporales; Pleosporaceae
Exons: 2
Coding region: 1-516 (171 amino acids)
Source: RefSeq, a predicted model, not a curated record
AUGAACGAAGCAGAACAUGCUGAAACCUUUCCUUUUGAGCGUCUACCCUUAGAGUUACAGAGACACGUCCUCACCUACGUACUUCCUCAAUCCCAGAGCAUAAAGUUUAGAUGGGGCCCAUAUCCCGAAGAACCCAACUAUAAACCGAAAUGGAUCAUCGAGACGCGACCAAUAGGCGCUGUGCUUCCUUGGGAGAACCAUCAUGAAAGAGAAACGAACGGUAGCCAGCACAUCAGCGACAGGCUAUCCGACUAUGCCGCUUUGAUACGCGUGAAGACCCUGGCACAAGAAGCGAAAGGAAACCUCCGCAUCAUCCUGAACAUCCGUUCGGGGGACAGCACGGCCGCGCCGUGUAAUCGGCUCCGAGCGCGCUUACAGCAGAUCGUCACACAACUCACUCUUCACGCCGAGGACAAGGAUCAAAAGUCUCUGUUGAAGAAACUCGAGAUCAGUGUGGCGGUCGAUAGUCUUGAUCUCGUGGAUGUCAAGGAAGUCGAGUUGGAAGGAUGCGGAUGA